GUGUAUAAUGGAUGAUGUUGCCGAGGAAACUAAAAUUUCUUAUUUUUUUGAUUGUUGUAACUCUUGUUUUUAAAAUUAUUUUGUACUAUUCGAAUAAUGGUCAUUAGAUUCGUCACUCAAGAGUCUAUAAGAAUGUUACACACAUUUAUUCCUUUUUGUGCAAUUUUGUGUGUGCUACACGGCAGAUUGGAUUGUUUUCCCAUACCAAGCCUGUCACCCGACUUGGAUGGUGUACCGUCCAUGCCGCAACCGUCGGCUUCGUCCAGUAUUCAAUGGACAACGUCUCCUGAAACGCCACUGAUGCAGUAUUGCUUAUACAGACGUAACUGGAUCUCGUCCACUUUUAUACCGUUCCUAAUAUCGACAGCCAGUACUCGAGUGUCGUCUUCGAACAACCAAGGGUUGAUUCCGACGAUUACGCAGUACAAGCGACGACCGCUUCCGUCGUUCGAUAGAAACAGUAAGGUUUCGUCGUCUUCCAAAAAUGACUACCGUAAAAACGGGAUUUCAUCGUCCAACCUAUUGUCGAAACCGUUGUCCGACGGUAAAGUCGCGAUUCCUCCAUCCGAACGGCGACCGUAUCCGUCGUUCGAUAACAAAUGUAAACUCUCGCAUUCGCCCCAGCCGUCUUUGAAUAAUAACGACAUGAGCACGCCGUCGUCGAUCAAUAACAAUUUACGGGUAUCGUCGCCACCGCCCGACAACGAAUUGGAGGUUUCAACGACGUUAUCGUAUGCCAUGCGAUUGUCCAAUUAUCAUCUCUUAAAACACGAUGAAUUUCCGAUGAUACUGUUUGAUGGUAACGGCGAGAUGCACACAAACUACUAUCCCCCAACCGAGCAACCAGGUUAUGAGAACACGCAAAUAACCGAUGAUGAUCAGGGUCGUUAGUUUUGUCCCGAAUGGUCAACAAAAAAUGAUGACGAUUUGAAGUUAUAAAGUACGUGUUGUAUGUGGUUCAGCGGUUUGUCAAUUAUUCAUGUAGGAAAGUUUAAAUUUCGCGUAUGAUGCUGAUCAGCGGAUUCGAUACGUUAAAUCACCCAAGACUGUUGAUAGAAUAAUAUCAUUGACAAAUGAGAUUUUUGGUUCGCCAUCGUAGAGCAGUGACGUUUGUUUCGAUGUACCUACCAAUGUAUUGUUAUGAAAAUACCUUCUAUUUUGAUUUGAUAAAAUAUUGUAUUAUAUUAUUUUGUAACUAUUAGUUUGUAUAUUUUACUUAUAAUAUGUUAAGAACUUUAAACUGUUUAAACAUAUUUUAAUAUUUAAAUGACAAUAAUAUAAGAAAAUUGUUUGUUGUUAAAU
This is a messenger RNA of Aphis gossypii (cotton aphid), 1302 nucleotides long. RefSeq lists its product as uncharacterized. The transcript has 4 exons. Bases 97 to 891 code for a protein of 264 amino acids. NCBI's taxonomy places the organism in Eukaryota, Metazoa, Arthropoda, Insecta, Hemiptera, Aphididae. The record is from RefSeq and is a predicted model, not a curated record.